AAUGUCCGAAACACUGAUAAUUCGCUUCAAUGUUGGAGGAACUCCAAUGGCAACCUUGAAGACGACUUUCCCAGUUGACUCAAUUUUCCACAAAUGGUUUGUGUCAAGAACAAAGGCGUCCCCAUUCACAAGCGACCGAGAUGGCGCGUACUUUGUCGAUAGAGACCCAUUUUCAUUCGGCGUCGUGCUCAACUAUUUUCGUCUCCGGAAAGCUGGACAGCUUUGGGAAGCCUGUCUACCAAAAGACCCAGACAGGUUGGCAAUGCUGACACAGGAAGCAGAUUUCUUCCUUCUGCCUCAACUACGUGAUCAAGCAAUCUGCAUGCUUCAGCUAUGUAGUAAUAAAAAUGAUUCCAACUAUAUAAACGAGAUGCUUGCCAAAAGCACAAGUUGCCCGCAAGGAUUUGACAAAAAAGAGGAAGAGGAUGAAGAAGAUUUUUAAAUUCUGUAAUAAAUCUAUAUUUUGUGAUAAAAGCUACAGAAUAAACGAAUUCUUCUUUGCG
Molecule: messenger RNA, 503 nt
Organism: Caenorhabditis elegans
Lineage: Eukaryota; Metazoa; Nematoda; Chromadorea; Rhabditida; Rhabditidae
Gene: F49H12.3
Product: Potassium channel tetramerization-type BTB domain-containing protein
Exons: 3
Coding region: 2-442 (146 amino acids)
Biological process (GO): protein homooligomerization
Source: RefSeq, marked reviewed